AUGGUGUAAAUGUAAAAAAGCAAAUUUCAGGCAUUAGAUAUGUAAAUACAUAAGAAUUUGGUUGUCUGUCUGUAAAUGCUUGUACUAUUUAUUGAUCCGGCAAGCCUUCUUCAACCAUCAAUCUUUCAUUCUUCUGAACUCUAAACCAUCAAACUUCUGAAUUCUAAAAAUGUCAAAACUGAGGAUCCUCAACUUCCAAUACCAAGUACUGAAGAGACUCCCUGCACUAAGUCCUGCAAAAUGGCUUUCUGCCAAAGACCGCCAACUCUCCGAUCUCCAUCAACACUUUCAACCCAACAUCGAUGAAAUGCGACGUGUUUUCCGCAAGAUCGACUUGGACGGAGAUGGAAGGAUCUCCAUUGAAGAGCUCAGAUCUCUUCUGAGCUCACUCAGGAGGAAAGAUGCUGCAGCUGAGGCAGAUUCGAUGAUGCGAGUCGCUGACCUGAACAAGAAUGGGUUCAUUGAAUUUGAAGAAUUCAUGGAGGUUCAUCAGAACGGGGUGACGAGGAAUGAAAUUAAAAUGGCUUUCUGGAUGUUCGAUGAGAACAGAGAUGGGAGGAUCAGUGCUGAAGAGGUGAUGUCUAUGUUAAGGAAGUUGGGGUGGCGAUUCGGUCUGGAGGAUUGCAGGCGAAUGGUGAAUAAUGUUGAUAAGAGUGGGCUUGGAUUAGUCGGGAUGGAUGAUUUCAUGGUCAUGAUGACUCGUACAAUGAAGCUUUUGUAAAACUCUUUUAACUAUGAUCUUUGUGUAGUUUUUGGUUGUUCUGAUUUACUACACCAUUUGGCUCGAAAGGAAUAAUAGGUUUUUUAAAAAUUAUCAAUCCUCUGCAAUAUUCAAAAGCUAACUUUAUUUUGAAGACUAUUAUGUCUAUCUUGCCAAGCAUGUAGCAACUACAAAGUUCGUAUAAUGUAUUCCAUAGCAAGCUUUCCAAAGAGUGGCCUAUGAUUUAUGGCUGCUAUGAACAUUAUUACCCUUGUUUAGCAACAUUCAAGAGCAAAUAACUCUGAUAACGACUGUUGAUUGAUUGAGUGAGCUAUAGGCACUGAUACUUGAUAAGCCGAGAACAUUUAGUUUGA
Messenger RNA from Phalaenopsis equestris, 1074 nucleotides. Its product is annotated as calmodulin-like protein 1. The transcript has a single exon. Gene Ontology annotation, molecular function: calcium ion binding. Lineage: Eukaryota; Viridiplantae; Streptophyta; Magnoliopsida; Asparagales; Orchidaceae. Bases 170 to 721 code for a protein of 183 amino acids. The record is from RefSeq and is a predicted model, not a curated record.